AGAUGCGGAAGAACCGGACCUGUGGAGGCUCCGGUUUGUGAAGCGUGGGAGGCGAAAGAAGCAGCAGGUCUCCAAAUGGCUCAAGAAAAAAUGGAACUGGAUUUUGAGGGUGAAACUUCUGAUGGGGGCACCCUGAGACGAUCCAACAGUGCUCCCCUUGACCAUGUGUUCAGUGACCUUUCACAGGAUUUUGAGCCAUAUCCACUUAGAACUUGGAACAGUACAACAUUUAUGAACCAUCAUAGCUUGGAAGAAGGCCUGGAUAUGAUGAACAGAGAAACUUCAGAUGAAAGGGAAGCACCAUCAGGGAUGCAGAUAAGCCAGUUUUGGGAUGAAAGCUUCAGCCUGAGUGACAGUGAUUUUGACAAGCCAGAGAUACUAUGUUCUCCAAAGAGGAUUGGCUCCAUUCCAGUUUGUCCAGCGCCUUCGCCAACCAGAGGAUUUGGAAAGCAGUGCCUUUUGCCCUCUUUGCAAAUGUUUGUGAGUAGCAAUGAUAUGCCAUCAAGUCCUGUUCCGGAUCCGAGACAUUUUUCAAGCAGGAGGAGUCAGAAUCUAGUCAAGUGCAUUAGGCCCAGUGUUCUUGGUCCUCUUAAGAGAAAAGUGGAAAUGGAGACAGAAAGCCAGCCUAAGAGACUCUUCCAAGGCUCCACCAACAUGCUGUCUACAGAUGCUGCCCAAUUGUCUGAUCUCAGUUCAUGUUCUGAUAUUUUGGAUGGCAGUAGUGUCAGCGGUCGCUUGUCCUCAGACUCAUUGGCCACAGGCAGCGGUCCCGCAGAGUCUCCAGUAGCAUGCUCCACUUCAUGCUCUUCGUUCGUCUUGAUGGAUGAUUUCUCAUCCAAGUGACUUACCCAUUUCUGAUUCAGUGUUCUAACUAUUUCCCACAUAAACCAUUCAGUGAGGAAUGUGGAGAACUUUGUUCCAUAAUGGGGAUUAAAGUCUGGCAAAUUGCAACCGUUCUGAUGCUCAUUUCUGGGCACCUCGCCUUUAAAGUUCAAUUUUGCAAGCAUAGUUACCUUACUAACAUUUGUUUGGGCUGACCUCAUUUUGUGUUUGAUGACUAAAUGUCAAAAUCUCAAAUACACAUUUUUGAUUGUUUGGUGGAUUUUUUCCCUAGUGCCUCAAAGAGCACCUAUCUUCACGCACUUAAGGGGAGCACUAAAGCAUAUUUUCUAUGAUUGUUCUUUUCCCUAGCAGUAACAUAACAGUUGAUCAGAAAUUUUGUUGCUUGAGAGAUUUAUAAAAAUUCUUGGUGACUACACACUUUCCCAUCUCUUUAUUUCAUAGUAAUAUUCAGAUUGCUUUUGAUUACAUCAAAUUUUCAUUUUUUUUCUGCAUCAGCUUUAAAGUACAUUGUUUUGUUUCCCUUGCCUGUUUGAGCUGCUUCCUUGCCAUUUCUCACAGAGGGGAAGAAACCCAUAGUCGCUUCCAUCACCACUGUUACUGCUUCUUUGCUGUUGGGAUGUAUGCAGUGAAGACUGCUUUUAGAGUGGAGAAUGUUAAUGGACUUAGAGAAUGCCUACAUUAAUCACCUCAGGUUCUUAGGACUUAGCUACCACAGUUGCUGUUUCCCUCCCCAAACUUGGUGCCCUAAGGAAUAUAUAAAAUAUUGUUGAUAUUUCUAGGUGGUGUUAUCAAGGAGAAGAAAUUCUUGCCUUGACCAGAUAUGUGGAACAUCUACAAAUGAACGAAUAGUUAUUUACACAAACGACUGUAUAAAAGCAAGCGUUCAUGAAGCUGUCAAUGUCUCAGAUAGUAUUAUGAGGCCUUAGGUGCCUUGGGGUACAUUGCUGUCCUAUAGGGGAUAUGUAUCAUAGGGUCUUUUGGAAGUGGACGCUUUCUGUAUGUGAGUGCUAUUUUGUUGGAUUUUUUUCUGAUUCCUUUUUGUCAUUGAGUUUGUUUUGUCAUGUAGUUACCUGGUAUUUUUGGUUAUUGUGUUGUGCUAGAGUCAGAACCCAGUUCUUGUUCUUGUUGCCUUAUAGAGGGCAGUGUAAUAUCCGUAAGGAAGCUUUGAGGAGCUGUAAAGUUAAAUGCUACUGUGCCCUCUGCUUCCAGAAGUCUUCUGAGCUCUAUGCAGUGUAUAUGCAGUGAGACGUAAAAUAUGCUGUCAUUUUUACAAGUGGAAACUCCUGACUAAGAUAUUUAAGAAAUCCAAGUUUGAUGGUUUGUUACAUUAUUUAUUAUUUAUUACACUACGUAGACUGUGUUGUUAUCUUCCUUUUAAUGUUCAACAUGGUAGAUGGACUAAUUGUUUUUAUAUUCACAUUUAAGUGGAUGUAAGGAACAAGCAGAAAAUGAUUAAACUUAAGUCUUUUGAAAUCUAAAAUCCUUAGAGGUGGUUUGAAGGAAUCUUCAGGCUAGAAGUUGGUGAGCUUGAAGCAAAACCUCUCUUCUAAUCAUUAGAGAGCAUCACUUAGCUUGCAGCAGUGAUUAUAGAAUUAGGCCUGUUCUCAAGUUAACAUUGUAAUCACUGUCACAACAGCUAUUACUGGCUUUAGUUCCCAUGUUGCUUUAGCUGUGAAAAGCUCAUAAUCCUUCAAACCUAAUGUAAAUGUACUGUUACAAGAAUUGCCCACUUGUGUGCUGUUUUAAAGAAACAUUUCUUUGAUAGCACUUGGUAUAUCCACUCUGUUAAUGAAACAUAUUCAACAGCUUUUGCUUUCAAAAUAAUAAGAGAUGACUUUGUCUUUCAAGAAACUGGUUUGCCUUCAUUCUUCUGUCUUAUUUGCCUUAAAGGAACUCUUUUCAGUUCAAAUUUUGUAUCCAAAUUUGGGACUUUUAAGAAGUAACCUUUGAAAUGUGAUAUUUAAAGUUAUAUUAAAAAUUCAGUGGCAAGGUAAAACCAGAGCAGCAAAUUGAAAUGGUGUGAUGAGAUCAAAGGGUCAGGAAGAUUCACUUUACAGUUUUAAGCCAACUUUUAUCAAUGGAUUUAAUUUAAUGUUUUAAAGUUGUUCUUUUGCAGAUUUUACACAUGUAUAUAAUUCAUUCUGAUUAUUCUCAUUCUUCACCCUCUCACAUAUCUCUCCCACCUCUGUCAAUCCCCACUUUUUCCUAUGAUUUUUUUUUUUUGCCACAUUGUCUUUUCCUUUGUAAACUAUCCUUUUGUUAUUGUUGCCCCACAUAUUGUUUAAAUGGACUAGAAAGCUAAGUUUGGGCAGGGAUUGUUUUGAAAUAAACAAAAGACAGGUAAUAUGCUAAUCCACAGAGCAGCUUUGUUGACAGUACCCAUUUAUUUUUAUAUAAAGUCUAAUAUUUGAAAUGCAGUUGUUGUUAUAAACCAAAUUUCUUUCUUCCUAUUCUCAUAUUAUAUCAUAUAUUUUAAGCUUCUAUUUGAAAACUAGUACAAGAAAUGAAAACAUAAUAAAAUCCUAUAGAUCCUGGUUUUGCUUGACCGACUUAUAAACCACUGUUUUAUGAUAACUGCUUUUGGAAUAAUAGAAAGUUUUGUGAAAUGUUGACCUAGUGUCUAUCUUAAGAAUGUGAAUUUAAUAAAGUAUAUAUACAUAUUUAAAAAGACAA
Psammomys obesus (fat sand rat) is the source of this 3516-nucleotide messenger RNA. RefSeq names its product PABIR family member 2-like. The record is from RefSeq and is a predicted model, not a curated record. Gene Ontology annotation, molecular function: protein serine/threonine phosphatase inhibitor activity. The transcript has 10 exons. Lineage: Eukaryota; Metazoa; Chordata; Mammalia; Rodentia; Muridae. Bases 76 to 843 code for a protein of 255 amino acids.